This is a messenger RNA of Diceros bicornis minor, 784 nucleotides long. It is a transcript of the gene TNFRSF17, whose product is annotated as TNF receptor superfamily member 17. The coding region runs from base 51 to 578 and encodes 175 amino acids. NCBI's taxonomy places the organism in Eukaryota, Metazoa, Chordata, Mammalia, Perissodactyla, Rhinocerotidae. Gene Ontology annotation, molecular function: signaling receptor activity. The transcript is spliced from 3 exons. Gene Ontology annotation, biological process: tumor necrosis factor-mediated signaling pathway. The record is from RefSeq and is a predicted model, not a curated record.
AUGCUGUUCUUUCUGUGGUUUCCUCGUUUCUUUUUGCAAUCAACUUCCAGAUGGCUCAGCAGUGCUUCCAAAACGAAUAUUUUGACAGAUUGCUUAAUGCUUGCAAACCGUGUCUGCUUCGAUGUCCUAACACUCCUCCUCUAACAUGCCAGCGUUACUGUGAUGCAAUGAAAGGAACAAAUGUGGUUCUCUGGAGCUGUUUGGGCCUGAGCUUGAUAGCCUCUUUGACAGUUUUCGUGUUGAUGUUCUUGCUAAGGAAGAUGAACUCUGAACCAUCGAAGGACGAAUUUAAAAACACAGGGCCGGCUCUCCAGCACGAGGCAGAUGCUGACCUGGACAAAAGCAAGACUGGGGCUGAAGUGCUUCCUCCGAGAGGCCUGGAGUACACGGUAGAAGAAUGUACCUGUGAAGACUGUGUCAAGAACAAACCAAAGGUCGACUCUGAUCACCUCUUCCCCCUUCCGGCCAUGGAGGAAGGCGCAACCAUUCUUGUCACCACGAAAACCAACGACUACUGCAAUAGCCUGCCAGUUGCUGUGAGUGUCACAGGGAUGGAGAAAUCAAUUUAUACUAGAUAAUUACCUUUUCAACUGGUGUAGAGCUACUCUAAAAUCUCAUGUCAGAAGGAAAGGAUGACACAUUAGAUCUCUUUAGGAUGACUGUACUUAUCAGUUGCUGAUACAGCUUUUUAUCCUCUAAUUCUGGAAAAUCUUUAGGGUAGAUAUAUUUCUCUAUCUUAUUGUUGGGAGCUUACUGUGGGAACUUCCUUGGUUUCAUGAUUAAA